Molecule: messenger RNA, 2984 nt
Organism: Leptidea sinapis
Lineage: Eukaryota; Metazoa; Arthropoda; Insecta; Lepidoptera; Pieridae
Gene: mei-9
Product: DNA repair endonuclease XPF
Exons: 15
Coding region: 320-2959 (879 amino acids)
Biological process (GO): double-strand break repair via homologous recombination; nucleotide-excision repair involved in interstrand cross-link repair; resolution of meiotic recombination intermediates
Cellular component (GO): nucleotide-excision repair factor 1 complex
Molecular function (GO): single-stranded DNA endonuclease activity; single-stranded DNA binding; damaged DNA binding
Source: RefSeq, a predicted model, not a curated record
AUAUAUAGUUAUAGAAUAGUUGAAAUAAUAGUAUGAAAUAAUAAUGAAAAAAUAAUAGUUGAAAUGAAUAGUAGUAGUAGUGAAUAGAUGUAGUUGAAAUAAUAAUCAAUAAACCACGAAGAAGAAAAUAUUAAUUACAAUCGUUGUAUGAUGAUACUUAUUUUUAGCACAUAUUUAAAUUAUAAUAAUUAAUAAUUUAUUCUUGUAAACAGUUGCAAGGGAACAGAAUAAUUUGAUUUGAUUUUUAAUAAUAAUAAAUUUAACAUUAAGUGGGUAGUAUGUAAUGAUACAGUUAAAGUACAAAUCUUAAAGUCUUACCAUGGAUCAGGUCGAAGAUAACGGCUUAGAAACGAAAUAUCCCUUGCUAUCAUUUGAAAAACAAAUAUUCAUCGAUGUUUUUGAAAAGGACAGUUUACUCAUACUCGCUAAAGGGUUGAACUAUAAUAACAUAAUAUCAAACAUCCUUUUCAUUCAUAAUGAUCCGGGAAACUUGGUACUUGUUUUAAACAGCAGUGACCAUGAAGAAAAAUAUUUUUCUGAAAGGUUUAAUUUAUCUGCAUUGCCAUUGACAGGUGUAGAACGAGAGAAGACUUAUCUCAAUGGUGGUAUUUAUUUUGCUUCCACUAGAAUAUUAGUUGUAGAUCUGUUAAAGAAAAGGAUACCAGUAGAACAAAUAACUGGUAUAGUGGUGUUAAGAGCCCACACUGUGCUGGAAUCAUGCCAGGCAGCAUUUGUCUUGAGAUUAUAUAGGCAGAAAAAUAAGUCUGGUUUUAUUAAAGCAUUCUCGAAUUCUCCAAUAUCUUUCACAUUUGGUUACAAUCAUGUAGAAAAAAUCAUGAGGGCAUUAUUUGUCACAGAACUCUUCCUGUGGCCCAGAUUUCAUGGUUCUGUCAUACAAAGCUUGAAAGCCAGACAGGCACAAGUUGAAGAACUCCAUGUGUCUCUAACAUCAAACACCACUCACAUUCAGGCUUGUCUGUUAGAUAUUAUGAACUAUACUGUGAAACAAUUAAAGAGUAUUAACAGAGCUAUUGAUAUGCAGGAAAUAACAACAGAAAAUGCUAUUACGAAGAAAUUUCAUAAAAUACUUCAAUCCCAACUGGACUGUGUCUGGCAUCAACUUAGCACUAGAACAAAAGAGUAUAUACAGGACUUAAAAGUCUUGAGAAAUAUGAUUAUAAACCUUAUUCAUGAUGAUGCAGUCUCUUUUUAUUGUUUAGUAAGUAAAUACAGAACACCUGAAUAUGCAAAAGUUAAUUCUGGAUGGAUUCUACUUGAUUCGGCUGAAAAUCUAUUUCGUUUGGCCAGAAGCCGAGUGUUUAACAAUAAAAAUGAAUUUGAUCCAGAACUUCUGCCAAAGUGGAAAUGCUUAAAUGAUUUGCUACUAAAUGAAAUACCAGAAGACAUAAAAUCUAAAAGCGGUUCUCUCAACAAUACCAAGGUUUUAAUACUAUGCAAUGAUAACAAAACGUGUUGCCAGCUCAAUGAUUUCUUAAUAAUGGGGGCAUAUAAGUACCUCCUAUAUACAGCGUUCCGUAGAGAUUUAACUGUAAAUUCUGUGUCAACUAAGUAUAAAGAUUUGAAGAAUUGUAUUUCUGUAAAAGAUGAUGCAAAGAGUUCAGAGCACUGCUUAGAAACAGAGGUAGAGAAGGAAGCUGAUGUGGAUGAAUUUAGUAAAAAUAAUUUUGUGUUAACACUCACCCAAGUUGGAUCUCAUACUAUGGAUAAAGAUAAGCUUACUGAGGAUAGUGUGUUUGAACCAUUGAGCCAGUUAGAUAAUUUGGAUUUCACUCAAAUAGAAAAAGAGAAACCUAUUAUUUGUAUUCAAACUGUCAAGCAGAACGGUUGCAGCUUCUCAUUAGAACAGACACUUGAGAGUCUACGGCCAGAGUAUAUUAUUUUAUACCAAAGUGAUGUGGCCGCUGUUAGACAAAUUGAAUUGUAUGAGUGUAGAAAGAGAACAGAGGAACCCAUAUCAAAAGUAUACUUUGUUAUUCAUGGUAAAACUGUUGAAGAGCAAGUGUAUCUAACGUCACUGAGGGCAGAGAAACAGGCGUUUGAAGCAUUGAUACAAAGUAAAAGUGUAAUGGUUGUUCCGUCGUACCAAGAUGGCAAAACUGAUGAAUAUUUCAAUAUGAAUGUUGAAGAUGUUGAUUCAACUGAUACAAGAAAAGCAGGUGGGCAGAACCAACAAAAUGAAAAACCGUUAGUAAUAGUAGAUAUGCGAGAAUUUCGCUCAGAUUUACCCGCGCUUUUACACAAGAGAGGCAUUAACAUUGAGCCUGUUGUUAUAACUAUUGGUGACUAUAUACUUACCCCAGAGAUAUGCGUUGAGAGGAAAUCUAUUUCAGAUCUGAUCGGUUCAUUGAAUUCCGGCCGUCUGUACACUCAGUGCACUCAAAUGUGCCGGAACUAUAGCAGGCCGAUUCUACUUAUUGAGUUUGAUCAGAAGAAACCAUUCAACUUACAGGGGAGCUUUGUGGUAUCCACCGACAUAUCGGGUGCCGGUAUACAACAAAAACUGCAACUGCUAACAAUACACUUCCCGAGACUCAAGCUGGUGUGGUCACCUAGUCCCUAUGCCACUGCAGAAUUGUUUUAUGAACUCAAACAAGGCCGAAAAAAUCCUGUCAUUGCUGAGGCUAUAGCUUUGAGUAAUGAAAACACAGCUGACGACAUGUGCUACGAGAGAUACAAUGUACUGGUCCACGAUUUUGUUCAGAAACUCCCCGGAGUAACUUCGAAGAAUAUCUCGAGGAUUAUGAACCGAGGUGUAUCUUUGGAUCAUUUGGUAACUCUAACACAGGAACAAUUAACAGGCGUUUUAGAAAACGCCAGAGAUGCUGAAAUGUUACAUUCUAUAUUACAUAUACAGCCCAAACCAGGUGACAGCAAUAAAGAUGAUAAGUCGUUUGGUAAGAAGAAGUUUGCAGGCAAACAGUUUAAGGGUAAAAGAUAAUGUAAUAAAUAAAUCAUUUACUUUG